AUGUUAAGAUAUACCAAGCACCAGUGGGAGAUCGUUUUUAGAAGUGCAACAUUGGUCCGUGAUAUCGAGCCAAAAUCUAACAGCAGUUUCUUGGAUGCUCCGAGCAUUUCAGAUAUUCAGCAUUUUAUGGUUGAAGAACACGUGUUGACAGAUGUAACCGGAUUGGUAGCUUCCGUUGGAUGUUUGAGAGUGAACAUGGGUGGUUACCAGACGCUGAAGUUCAUUCUUAUCGAUGAAAAUGACUACCUCAUUGAGUGUACUGCAUCUGGUUCUAUUGCUGGUAGAUACUCUGAGUUAUGGCCGGGCAGUGGAAAUAUUACAAGAAUCUGUCUUCUAAGGUUUUGGAGAAUUGAGCAAAGACCGUUAUAUUCCACAGAUGGAACCACGAAUGAUAUGAUCCUUCGAUCUUUUCCGGGUUGUUUCGAGUUCAUUUUUAAUCCAGUUGUACCAGAAGCGGCGGAGUUUAGAGAUAGGUUCCAAACUAUGGCUGAUCAAGGAUCGAUUGUCGACUGA
Molecule: messenger RNA, 513 nt
Organism: Microthlaspi erraticum
Lineage: Eukaryota; Viridiplantae; Streptophyta; Magnoliopsida; Brassicales; Brassicaceae
Source: the annotation of a GenBank genome assembly